Messenger RNA from Ostreococcus lucimarinus CCE9901, 1515 nucleotides. RefSeq lists its product with no specific name. Gene Ontology annotation, cellular component: membrane; endoplasmic reticulum. The transcript has a single exon. The coding region runs from base 1 to 1515 and encodes 504 amino acids. Lineage: Eukaryota; Viridiplantae; Chlorophyta; Mamiellophyceae; Mamiellales; Bathycoccaceae. Gene Ontology annotation, biological process: GPI anchor biosynthetic process. The record is from RefSeq and is a predicted model, not a curated record.
AUGGGUGACGACGACGACGAGUGCGCGUGCUUCGUGACGAUGCGCGUGGGACGCGCGUGGGAUGAGGCGCCUCGCGCGUCUGCGCGCGUUCGGCGACCGGACGGACGGUGGGUGCGCGCGGAUAACGCGGUAGUGAUAUUGUGUCCAAUGCCGGACCCACCGUUGAUGGUGAUGACAUUGGGAGGGGAUUAUGUCUCCGAGGACGGCGCGGCGUGCGCGUUCGAGCUCGCGUUGGCGGAUUUGAACGACGCUGGCCGAGCGGCGAACGGAUUCGUGGAGCACGACGUUGGGUCCAGCUCGUCUGCGCCCUCAUCAUUGUCGAUCGUGUCGCGCGCGAUCGUCGCCGUGAUCGAUGCGGCGUUGCGAGGCUUGGAUUACAAGUGCAUCAAAAGUCUCGGCACCGAGGCGCGAUGGGGCGGCGGCGUGACGACGCGAAGCGUGUGCGAGGUGUCCGCCAGCGCGUGCGUCUUGCGCGCGCGUUUAGUGCUCGCUCGCUCGCUUCUCGUCCGUGAUGGUAUGGAUUGGCGACGAUCUAGUAGACUUGAUAAGCGCCGUCUCGUGGCGCGCGCGGUGCAAGUUGCCGUCGACAUCUUCGCGGGCGUUUGCGUCGCACGCGUGCGCGACUCGCGUGAUGUGUCGUUCGCGCUCGAGCGUGUCGCCGUCGGUGGCUGGGGCACUCGACCGGGAUCGCGAGAUCUUCUCGGCACACGAGUCAUAGAGACUAACGCGCGAUGGAUCUCCCACGGCGAUCCGCUCGGCGUCAAGUUGCACGUGCCGUUGGCUCGGGCUCUGGGAUCGCUCGGCGUCGGCUUCGCGAGCACGCUCUCCGGCGCCUAUGAAUCCAGCAGCGCGGUCAAAGCGUACCUCGGUUUCGUGUCGUUUUCGCUUCGACACGGCGGUAUAUUCGGAGCUUCCAUGGUGUUCGCCAUCGCCGCGGACACGAUGACGAUAUUUACCUCGCACAUCAGCGCCCUGCACGUGUACAGCUCGCUCUUCAUCACCGCCCAGCUGCGAUGCGUGCGAUUUCUCUAUCGACGCUUCAUCAACCCGAAGCUACCACCGAAAGGUUUCAAGGCCCCGCUCGCGGAUGCCCGACCGCGCACGGUCGAAGAAGUCGUCGUGGGCACACUCACGUUACCACCGCUCUUGCUGCUCUUUCCCACGGUAUUCUUCUAUUACAUGUCGUACUUGGUUCUCCACGCGGGCACCGUGCUCGUGCGCUUGGUCAUGGUAUUCGCUGCGUCGACGCUUCUCGCGUUCCCGACCGACGACGUCCUCGUGCGUCUGUGGACCCCCUACGCGUUUCCGCAGAGCGUUGACUUGCGCACUCGAGCCUUGCACGGCGUCGAAUUCGCCACAAUCGUCCCCACCUGUCGAUCCUUCGGCGACGUCUUGCAACCGUUCGCUCGCCAAGCGGGCGCUUGGCUUGGCGCGGUGGCCGUCGCCGUCGCUCGAGCGUGCGCGACGUGCGGACGAUUUCCCCUGGCACUAGUUCCGUUCUCUCGAGCGUAUUGA